Molecule: messenger RNA, 396 nt
Organism: Lactuca virosa
Lineage: Eukaryota; Viridiplantae; Streptophyta; Magnoliopsida; Asterales; Asteraceae
Source: the annotation of a GenBank genome assembly
AUGAACACCCCUACUAGCACCUCCACAUAUCAAAUAUGUUCCACCACCGACACCUCCUCCUCCUUCUGCCUAUCUCCACCACAGCCGUCGUUUUCUCCUCCAAACAUCGUCUUCAUGUUGCUUCAGAUCUGCUUCGACAAUGAUCUAUACGGUAAUAAGAUCAGAUCUGGAAUAUCUGAAGACUCUAAGGAAUAUGACAAUCUCAGAUCUUGUGAGCAGAUCUGCAACCGCCCCUCGCAUACUUUCAGUGGUGGUGGCCAUGUGGAUGUGGCUUAUGUGGUGGUGGAGGGUGGUGAACCACAUGAGGAGGAGGGUGGUGAACGACGUGAACCGCUGGCGGAGGAGGGUGGUGGACCACAUGAGGCGGUGGAUGAUGGUGGUGGGGAGGGGAUCUAG